This is a messenger RNA of Clonostachys solani, 1500 nucleotides long. The record is from the annotation of a GenBank genome assembly. NCBI's taxonomy places the organism in Eukaryota, Fungi, Ascomycota, Sordariomycetes, Hypocreales, Bionectriaceae.
AUGGUGAAAUUUCUUUCUAGCGAGACGCCAACUUGGCCCCCUUACACUCAAGGAAUCAACAAGAUAGUCCUUUUCCUCACCAACAAAGAGCACGGUCUCAGUAAUGUUCACGUGGCCACAGCCUCUGCUUUGCUGGAAAACUACCCCGAUAUUGAUGUACAUUAUGCAUCAUUUGCCGAGUUGAAGAGUAAGAUCGAGCGGGUUUCCUCCUUCGCACGCUCUAAAACGCCAACAGCCCGAGAUAUUGUCUUUCACGAGCUCAAGGGCGAGUCAUUUGAGAAGGCUGUGGUGGCUGAAGGCCUGACCCUUGAUUCUAUGAUUCACCCUCCUGGAUAUGCGGGCAUUUCGGGCUUAACAAAAGAUGUCCAACUUUUUAUUUCACCGUGGACCGUCAAGGCACAUUUGGAGCUCUAUCAUGAAAUUGGCCAAAUCAUUGAUCAACUUGAUCCCGCCGUCAUAGUACUCGAUACUCUGUUCAGACCGGCAAUUGACAUCACACGAGAUAAGAAUCGUGUACAUGCGAUGGUGACCCCAAACACGCUGGUGGACAACUUUCUAAGCCAUCAACCACAUGGUAGCAUGUUUUGGAAAUACCCGGCUCUAUCAUCAGGCUUCACUUUUCCAGUCCCCUUACGCAAGAUUCCAGAGAAUAUUUACCUUAACUUUCGUUUCAUAUACAGUGCCGUGAUGACUCCCGAUCUAUCUGCCAAGAAGACUGAACUCAAGAAGCAUGGUUUGCGUGACCCGAUCAAUUUUCUUGCGCUUCACCGCCCAGAUGUUCCUUGGAUUACAAUGACAACAGAAGGGGCUUCGAUUCCCGUGGAUUAUGUUCCACCUAACGUCUUUUGCGCCGGGCCUAUGUAUCUUUCUGUGGCCACAGCUGCUGAACAGGAUGCUGAAAUAGCAGACUGGUUGAAGAACGCUCCCACUGUUCUCCUUAAUCUUGGCAGUACUGUACAGUACACAAAUGAGCGUGCCGCUUGGAUGGUUACAGCCAUUGAGAAUGUUCUCUCUAAUAGCAGUGUCCAAUUUCUGUGGAAAUUUGCAAAGGUCGGUGAGUACUCUGAUGAGGUUCUUGAACCAUUACAGAAAUUCGUUGCCGGUGGUAGAUUGAGAAUGGAUAAAUGGCUGAGUGUUGAUCCAACGUCACUACUUGAGACUGGCGACAUCGUGGCUUCGGUGCAUCACGGAGGUUCAAACUGCUAUCAUGAAGCCAUAGCUACUGGAGUUCCGCAGGUUAUCUUACCUCUAUGGUCUGACCUCUACAACUUUGCUGCUCUUAGUGAAACGAUUGGAGUUGGAGUCUGGGCAUGUAGGAAUACUAGCCCUGAUUGGACUGCCAAGGGUAUCAGUGAUGCAAUCCUCAAAGUCGUGGAUGGGGGUGAGGCAAGUACUUUGAUGAAGCAGAAGGCCAAAGAACUUGGAAAGAGAAUUGCGGCGGGCGACAGGGGACGUGACAUCUCGGCUCGUGUAAUUGCGAAGCUGGCACAUGUGGAGUAG